This is a messenger RNA of Apis florea (little honeybee), 6536 nucleotides long. It is a transcript of the gene cac, whose product is annotated as calcium voltage-gated channel subunit cacophony. Gene Ontology annotation, biological process: chemical synaptic transmission; calcium ion import across plasma membrane. The record is from RefSeq and is a predicted model, not a curated record. NCBI's taxonomy places the organism in Eukaryota, Metazoa, Arthropoda, Insecta, Hymenoptera, Apidae. Gene Ontology annotation, molecular function: high voltage-gated calcium channel activity; calcium ion binding. Gene Ontology annotation, cellular component: membrane; voltage-gated calcium channel complex.
GUACUCCCUCCGAGGGAAUAUUUCGCCAACUUUGGGAAUCGCUUAGCAGGGAUGGAAUGAAGAAGUUUUGCCGCUUGAUAGGCCGUCGUCUGACUAUAUACGGGGCUUAAUCACUUUCGAUAGUGACUGGCGCACAAAGCCGCGUUAAAUUAUGUGGGAAGAGGAUAAGAUGUUGGGUGGCGUGGGAGGCCGGCACAUGUCUACGCGUCGGCGUGGCAGCAGCCCGCUGGUGCGUGGAGGUGCGGGCCUCACAGGAUAUGCCGGACCAGGGGCCUCUGGAAAUUCGAACGAUGUUGCUGCAAUACCACCGGAUAUGCAGAGAUACGCUGCAAGAAGGCGCAGAGCUGUUACAACUAGUGAUCACAAGAGCUGCGCCCUUGUGCAGACCCGUAUUAAACUCGGCGAUAUCAUGUUGGCAGCGCAAGAGGCGGCACAAAGGGACCCUGGAUACGCGAGUCAGUACAGGAGAAGGCCGAGGUUGGCCGGACUGAGUUUCGGUGACUGGACUAGCUUUGGAGGGGAGGUACCUGGUCUGGUGGACAUGGCGCCAGGCCGGGAUCAGGGCGGAGGGGCGGGUGGGGGUGGGGGAGGCGGCAAGGGCACCACGUCGUUGUUCAUCCUUUCGGAGGAUAACUGCAUAAGGAAGCAUACCCGCUUCAUAAUCGAGUGGCCGCCCUUCGAGUACGCCGUCCUGCUCACCAUCAUCGCCAAUUGCGUGGUCCUCGCCCUCGAGGAGCACCUGCCCAAGCAGGACAAAACCAUACUCGCACAGAAGCUCGAGGCCACGGAAAUCUAUUUCCUCGGGAUCUUCUGCGUCGAGGCGAGCCUCAAGAUCCUCGCCCUUGGCUUCGUCCUCCACCGUGGCUCCUAUUUGCGCAACAUCUGGAACAUCAGAUUCUUCGUCGUGGUGACCGGGUUCAUCACGGCGUUCUCGCAAGGCAUAGAACUGGAUAUGGAUCUGCGCACGUUGCGUGCGAUACGCGUGUUGCGACCGCUCAAACUUGUCUCCGGCAUACCGAGUGAGUAUGCUUGCAGAUGUUUAAACAGCCUAACACUGACCUACAUGUUCACCUUGCUCAGUAUAACACUACAUAUGGGCUUCACGUGGCUCUGGUCAAAUUUGCAGACAAACGACGCUCUUGGCAGCACGUACAACUGGAUUUACUUUAUACCAUUGAUCGUCCUUGGCUCAUUCUUCAUGCUGAACUUAGUUCUCGGUGUUCUGAGCGGAGAGUUUGCGAAGGAGAGAGAAAAGGUGGAGAACCGGCAGUCCUUCCUCAAAUUGCGAAGACAGCAGCAGCUCGAGCAUGAACUGUACUGUUACCUGAAUUGGAUCUGCAAAGCAGAGGAGGUAAUACUCGCGGAAGAAAGGACCACAGAAGAGGAGAAAAAGCAUAUAUUAGAAGGAAGAAAAAGAGCCGAGGCGAAGAAGAAGAAGCUCGGCAAGAGCAAAAGUACGGAUACGGAGGAAGAGGAAGGCGAUGACGACCAGGAUGACGGGUUUUCGAGGUCCUCCUCGACGAAAGAAAAGGGACCUUGCAAGCAGUUCUGGCUGGCCGAGAAAAGAUUCAGGUACUGGAUACGAAAAUCCGUGAAAUCGCAAAAAUUCUACUGGUUCGUCAUCGUUCUCGUGUUCUUCAACACCGUCUGCGUGGCCGUGGAGCAUUACGGUCAGCCCCAAUGGCUGACCGAUUUCCUCUACUUCGCAGAGUUCGUGUUCCUGGCUCUGUUCAUGUUGGAGAUGUUCAUCAAGGUGUACGCGCUCGGUCCUCGCACAUACUUCGACUCGAGCUUCAAUCGUUUCGACUGCGUGGUCAUCUCGGGAUCGAUCUUCGAAGUGAUCUGGUCCGAGGUGAAGUCCGGCUCUUUCGGCCUCUCCGUCCUACGUGCCCUUAGACUCCUGCGAAUUUUUAAGGUCACCAAAUACUGGAAGAGCCUGAGAAACCUCGUAAUAUCGCUGCUCAGCUCGAUGCGUAGCAUCAUCUCCCUGCUCUUCCUGCUCUUCCUCUUCAUUCUCAUAUUCGCGCUGCUCGGUAUGCAGCUGUUCGGCGGCCAAUUCAACUUCGAUUCAGGCACGCCGCCCACCAACUUCAACACCUUUCCCAUCGCGCUGCUCACUGUCUUCCAAAUCCUGACCGGAGAAGAUUGGAACGAAGUGAUGUACCAGGGUAUAGAAUCGCAAGGUGGUCACAAGAAGGGCAUGAUCUACUCGCUCUACUUCAUCGUGUUGGUGCUGUUCGGCAACUACACACUGCUGAACGUGUUCUUGGCUAUCGCCGUCGACAAUCUGGCAAACGCACAAGAGCUGAGCGCCGCCGAGAACGAGGAGGAAGAGGAGGACAAGCAGAAGCAGGCGCAGGAGAUCGAGAAAGAGAUCCAAUCCCUGCAGAAUCCAAAAGACGGUGGCGCGCCCAAGGUAGAAAUCUGCCCUCCGAGUCCGAACCAGAAUUUCAAAGACGGUAAAGGUGGAAAACAGUCAUCCGAAGAAGAGAAAAAGCAGGAUGAAGACGAUGACACGGGACCAAAACCAAUGCUGCCAUACUCCUCCAUGUUUAUACUGUCCCCUACGAAUCCAGUAAGAAGAGCCGCCCAUUGGGUCGUCAACCUGAGGUACUUCGACUUCUUCAUAAUGGUGGUGAUAUCGCUGUCGAGUAUCGCGUUGGCCGCCGAAGAUCCCGUAUGGGAGGACUCGCCGAGGAACGAAGUUCUCAAUUACUUCGAUUACGCGUUCACAGGUGUCUUCACCGUCGAGAUGAUACUGAAGAUCAUCGAUCUCGGUAUCAUACUGCAUCCGGGCUCGUAUCUGCGCGAGUUCUGGAACAUUAUGGACGCGGUUGUGGUGAUAUGCGCCGCGGUUUCGUUCGCCUUCGACAUGACGGGCAGCUCGGCCGGGCAAAAUCUCUCCACGAUCAAGUCGUUGAGGGUUCUCCGCGUACUGAGGCCGUUAAAGACGAUCAAGAGGGUGCCGAAGCUGAAGGCGGUGUUCGACUGCGUGGUGAACAGUCUUAAAAAUGUCAUUAACAUUCUCAUAGUGUACAUAUUGUUCCAAUUCAUAUUCGCUGUGAUCGCGGUGCAGCUGUUCAACGGCAAGUUCUUCUACUGCAGCGACGAGAGCAAAUACACGCAACAGGAUUGCCAGUGAGGGUCAAUAUUCGUUUUCGAGGACGGCGCCCUGUUGCCAGAGCCAAAGAAACGUGAAUGGCAGUCGCAGUUUUUUCACUACGACAACGUGAUGGCCGCCAUGCUUACGCUGUUCGCGGUACAAACUGGCGAGGGUUGGCCGCAAAUCCUGCAGAACUCGAUGGCGGCCACGUACGAGGACAAGGGCCCCAUACAGAAUUUUCGUAUAGAGAUGUCCAUUUUCUACAUCGUCUACUUCAUCGUAUUUCCAUUCUUCUUCGUCAACAUCUUCGUGGCCUUGAUUAUCAUCACUUUCCAGGAGCAGGGAGAGGCUGAAUUGCAAGACGGUGAAAUCGAUAAAAAUCAGAAAUCUUGCAUAGACUUCACGAUACAAGCUCGCCCUCUGGAAAGGUACAUGCCGAAAGAGCGGAACAGCGUAAAGUACAAAAUCUGGAGAAUAGUGGUAUCGACGCCUUUCGAAUAUUUUAUCAUGGGUCUCAUCGUAUUAAACACAGUACUGCUCAUGAUGAAGUUCCAUCGGCAAAGCGACGCGUACAAGAACACGCUGAAGUACAUGAACAUGUGCUUCACGGGGAUGUUCACCGUCGAGUGCAUACUGAAGAUCGCCGCAUUCGGCGUCAGGAAUUUCUUCAAGGACGCCUGGAACACGUUCGACUUCAUCACGGUGAUCGGCAGCAUCGUGGACGCCCUCGUGAUCGAGUUCGGGGAGCGGUUUUCGAGUAUGCCCAGUGGCGGCCAACUAGGCGAAAAAAAGGAGAACUUUAUCAACGUCGGCUUCCUGAGGCUGUUUCGCGCGGCCAGGUUGAUCAAACUACUCAGGCAGGGUUACACGAUACGAAUUUUGCUCUGGACCUUUGUACAAUCUUUCAAAGCUCUGCCUUACGUUUGUCUCCUCAUAGCGAUGUUGUUUUUCAUCUACGCGAUCAUCGGUAUGCAGGUAUUCGGUAACAUCGCGCUGGAUGCUGAUACCUCUAUUACUAAGCACAACAAUUUCCAAAGCUUCAUUCAAGGUCUGAUGUUGCUUUUUCGGUGCGCGACUGGCGAGGCAUGGCCGAACAUAAUGCUGUCCUGCGUGAAGGGUCGGCCCUGCGACGCGAAAGCCGGUAAACAGGAGGGUGGCUGCGGCUCGAACAUAGCGUACGCCUAUUUCGUCUCGUUCAUCUUCUUCUGCUCGUUCCUGAUGCUGAAUCUGUUCGUCGCCGUCAUUAUGGACAAUUUCGAUUACCUGACGAGGGACUCGUCCAUCCUUGGCGCCCACCACUUGGACGAGUUCGUGCGCAUAUGGGCCGAGUACGACCCGAACGCGACCGGCAAGAUCCACUACACGGAGAUGUACGACAUGCUGAAGAACAUGGAUCCGCCGUUGGGGUUUGGCAACAAGUGUCCGAACAGGCUCGCCUACAAGAAACUCAUCAGGAUGAACAUGCCGGUGGACGUCGACUUGAAGGUGAACUUCACCACCACUUUGUUCGCCCUGAUCCGCGAGAAUCUCAAUAUAAAAGUGAGAAGAGCCUCCGAGAGAAACCAAGCGAACGAGGAACUGAGAGACACGAUCAGAAGUAUUUGGCCUCUGCAGGCGAAAAAGAUGUUGGACCUUUUGAUACCUAGGAACGAAGAAAUAGGCAGAGGUAAGAUGACCGUUGGUAAGAUAUACGUCUGCCUUCUGAUACUCGAAAGUUGGAGGACGACUAGGUUUGGUCAGAUAGAAUCAGCCGGACAGAACGAUAACGAUCUUAUCGAUAACGAUAAUGCUGGGCAAAGUCCUGCAGCCCAGGCGCAAGCCUUCCUCAACUGCAUACUGGACGUGACGGCGGUAAAUCAUACCGGAAAUAAUCACGGGGCCAGAAGUAGGGCGAACAGCCUCGAACACGUGGUACGGCCAACCCCGGAAACGAAGCUCGAUCAGCACAAGGAGCACAGGGAGGAAGACGACGAGCAUAGACGUCAACGUAGCAUCAGGUAUUCCAAUAAAAAGGUGAACUGGAAGAUGUCCCACCAGUACGAUAUACUAGGCAGCAGCGGAGAGAGUAGCCAGGGAGGGGGUGGGUCUGGGGUUGUACCCGUAGUUAAUGAUGAGGAUCGCGCCCCCGAGCUAGAGCCAUUGCUGGCUGAGGUGCCCUCCCAGCAGGAUCAAAACUACUACUACCACCAUCACCAUCACGACCAAUACUACGAUACCGACAAUGAUCUAUACUAUGACCAUCACCACCACCACCACCACCAUCACCAUCACCAUCAUCAUCAUGCUCACCGACCACCCUCGUACUAUCAACACCAGAAUACCUACGCACCUCGCUCCUCGAUCCGUUACCACAAGAUGGAGCUUCAGGACGUCGUGGUUAGCGACUCCCGUGCCGGUAGCCUCGAGAGCCUCACCCACGCCGGCAAAAGGCUUCAUCCACCUGUGCAGCCAGUUAGACAUCCAUCGCGCUCGCCGAGUCUAAGGAGGCACUCGCCAGGGCGACCCGGAUACGAUCAUCACGGUCAUUAUUACCACGAAGGACCAGGGUUUAGCGAUACGGUUAGCAACGUCGUCGAGAUUCAGAGACACACGCAUCAUCCCCAUCCGUCACAGUACAAUCAUCGGCACAGGAUGCGAGACUAUUACGACCACUGCGACUAUUACGACGAUGGUCCGUGGAGCGCUUCGACCAGCCCGGCGAGGACGCCGAGCCCGAUACACCACAUCGAGCGUGGCCGGCAUUACGGGACGACCAGUUUGGAGCAACGAUCGAGGAGUCCAAGCCCGAUCGGUGGCCGCCAGCCACCCCACACGCACCAGCAUUAUCAUCGGCAUCAUCCCCAUCAGCACAGUUACCCGGUGCUGGUGACGAGGCGUGGGCGUGGCCGUCGAUUGCCCCCAACCCCCAACAAACCCUCGACACUGCAGCUCAAACCGGCCAACAUCAAUUUCCCGAAGUUGAACGCCUCGCCUACCCACGGCUCGCACAUACACGUGCCGAUCCCGGCCGGUAUGCAGCAUCCGCCACCCGGCCAGCAUCUGCCUCCCAUGCAACCGAGCCACUGCCCCCUAAGCUUCGAGCAAGCGGUGGCGAUGGGCCGAGGUGGCCGCCUCUUGCCCAGCCCUGUGCCCAACGGCUACAAACCGCAGCCUCAGGCCAAGCAGAGGACACCCAGGUCGAGACACUCGGACAGCGACGAAGACGACUGGUGCUAGCCAAAGUGGGACCCUGGACGGUGGUCCGGUGACGUGGACGCCCCCAGGCGUCUUAGGGUUUGCGCGUGAAUCUUCCACGUUGGGAGGCGCGUCAAUUAUUAAACCGUGAAAACGCAAGUGCGACUCGACCGGCUUGGUACUCGGGGAGACUACGUCUGUGAGAUGUCCGCAAGUGGGACGGGAAAGGAGGUGUUACGCGGCAACGAAGAGAGAGAAA